Molecule: messenger RNA, 4017 nt
Organism: Alosa sapidissima (American shad)
Lineage: Eukaryota; Metazoa; Chordata; Actinopteri; Clupeiformes; Clupeidae
Product: transcription elongation regulator 1-like
Exons: 21
Coding region: 112-3399 (1095 amino acids)
Cellular component (GO): nucleus
Molecular function (GO): transcription coregulator activity; RNA polymerase binding
Source: RefSeq, a predicted model, not a curated record
CAGCGCACGCGCGGUAGUCCUAGCUGUCGUCAUCAAACUGAGUAAAAUCGUAAACGAGAAAGCUAACAAGAAUAUCUGUUUUAUUUUAAUUCACGAUAUUAUCUGUCCAUUAUGGCGGAUAAUGUGGAAGGAGAAGGUGUGGGAUUCAAUGAGAACAGGAUGGCGCAGCCGCAGUCUCUGCGAUUCCGCACCCCUGCUCCUCCCCCCACGCCAGUAAUGCGCAAUCCUCCACCCCUGUUGAGACCUCCACCUCCACCUUUCGGUGUUAUAAGAGGGCCUCCUCCUCCACCGAGGCCUCCAUUCGGACGCCCACCUUUUGAUCCAAGCAUGCCACCCAUGCCACCACCUGGAGGGUUGCCCCCACCAAUGGGACCCCCUCAUUUGCAGAGGCCUCCUUUCAUGCCUCCGCCUUUGAGCAACAUGCCUCCACCUCCAGGAAUGAUAUUUCCCCCAGGAAUGCCCCCAGUCCCUUCAGCUGGGGCACCUAAGCUACCCCCAUCAGAGGAGAUCUGGGUGAAGAAUACCACUCAAGAGGGAAAGGUCUAUUACUAUAACGUUCGCACGCGGGAGUCAGCCUGGACCAAACCUGAAGGUGUAAAGAUCAUCCAGCAAUCUGAGCUCACUCCUCUGGCGGCCAGUCAGCAAGCAGCAGCUGCAGCGGCAGCAGCAGCGGCGGCAGGGGUCGCUAUGGUCACCAGCCCUGGGAGCAGCGUCAGCAACACCACUACCAACGCUAACGGCGGCAUGAGCAGCGUCCAGUCAGUGAGCACCACGGCCCCAAUCAGCGUCUCCCCAUCCCUAAGCUCCACCCAGGCCCCCUCGCCCAGCCGCAACCUCAGCUCCAGCCCCGAGCUGGCCACCAGUCCGGCUCCAUCGCUGCCUCCACCUGGGCCAAGUCCGGCCCACACCGAGAUGCCUCCUGUAGCCUCUGUGCCCUCCACCGGGGGAGUGACACCCGUCACCGUGGUGAGUGUCUCCGGGGUACCAGCAUCGAUGACCCAGGUGCAGACGGUCCCCCUGAUGCCCCAGAGUCUCCCGGGGACCCUGCCUCACUCUGUGCCCCAGCCCACCGCCACCGUGCCAGCCUUCCCUCCGGUCAUGGUGCCUCCGUUCCGAGUGCCCCUGCCAGGGAUGCACAUCCCUCUGCCCGCGGGAGGGGGACCCAUACUGUCUGUGGGGAGACCGCCGGUGGGUGAGAAUUCGCCACAAGCCUUCACCCACUCACACUUGACGAAGGGCCUGCUUGUCUUCCGUCCAGUCCAUUCUCACUCAUCUUACCCAGGUAUGCUGCCAGGCAUGGGCCCACCUUUGGUACCCAUGGUCCACCCCCAGCUGACCAUAGCAGCUACACCUGCGACACUGGCGGGUACCCUACCCCUACCAGAGUGGUCUGAGUACAAGACAGUGGAUGGGAAGACGUACUACUACAACAACCGCACACUGGAGUCAACCUGGGAGAAGCCUUUGGAGCUGAGGGAAAAAGAAAAGGAAGCCGAGAAAGCCAAAGAGAGGCAGGCUGCGGAGGACUCUGAGGAUGUAGACAUGGCUGAUCAGGAGGACCUCGUCGAGCCAAAGGUUGAGAUAAAAGAGGAGCCAAAAGACGAGGAAAUGACAGAAGCAGAGAAAGCUGCACAAAGAGCCAAGCCUGUCGCUUCAAACCCAAUCCCUGGAACCCCCUGGUGUGUGGUUUGGACAGGUGAUGACCAGGUGUUCUUCUACAACCCAACCUCUCGCAUCUCCCUGUGGGACCGACCGUCUGAGCUGGUUGGCCGAGCCGACGUGGAUAAGUACAUUCAGGAGCCUCCACACAAGAAGACUUCUGAGGAUGGACCCAAACCACCUGUCAUCACCAAGGAGAUAAAGGAGGAGGAGCCGGCCCGAGAGGAGAGUGUUGAGGAGGAGCCAGUCCAGGCCAAAAGGAGGAAGAAGGAGGAAGUGAAAGAGGCUGACCUGGAGAAAGAGGCGGCCCUGGAGGCCGAGCUGAAGGCAGCUCGGGAACGGGCCGUCGUGCCGCUGGAUGUGCGCAUGACGCAGUUCCGGGACAUGCUGCUCGAGAGAGGGGUAUCUGCCUUUUCCACCUGGGAGAAAGAGCUGCAUAAGAUAGUGUUCGACCCUCGUUACCUCCUCCUAAACUCAAAGGAGAGAAAACAGGUCUUUGACCAGUAUGUGAAAACCCGUGCGGAGGAGGAGCGGAAGGAGAAGAAGAACAAGCUGAUGCAGUCCAAGGAGGACUUCAGGAAGAUGAUGGAGGACUCCAGGCUGCAUGUCCGGAUGACGUUCAGCGAGUUCGCCGCCAAGCAUGCGAGAGACACCCGCUUUAAGGCCAUCGAGAAAAUGAAGGACCGCGAGACCAUCUUCGUAGAGUUUAUGACCGCCCUGAGAAAGAAGGAGAAGGAGGACAGCAAGAACAGAGUUGAAAAGGUCAAGCAGGACUUUUUCGACCUGCUGAGUGACCACCAUAUUGACGUGCAGCAGCGCUGGGCUAAGGUGAAGGACAAGGUGGAGACAGACCCGCGCUACAAGGCCGUGGAGAGCUCUGCUGCCCGCGAGGACCUCUACAAACAGUAUGUGGAGAAGCAAGCAAAGAACAUGGACGCUGAGAAGGAGAAGGAGCUGGAGAGGCAGUCUCGGAUUGAGGCGAGCCUACGGGAGCGCGAGCGCGAGGUCCAGAAGGCCCGCUCCGAGCAGACGAAGGAGAUUGACCGGGAGCGCGAGCAGCACAAGCGAGAGGAGGCCAUCCAGCACUUCAAGGCCUUGAUGUCUGAUAUGGUGAGAAACACGGACGUGUCGUGGGCAGAGACGAGGCGGAACCUGCGGAAGGAUCACCGCUGGGAGUCAUCCUCGCUGCUGGAGCGUGACGAGAAGGAGAAGCUCUUCAACGAGCAUGUGGAGGCGCUCACCAAGAAGAAGAAGGAGCACUUCAGGCAGCUUCUGGACGAGACGGCCUUGGUGAGACAAUCGGACAAUACAGCACAGGAAACCUCACGUUCAGCUGUCCAAAACAUCAACACUAUCACCCUGACGACCACCUGGAAGGAGGUGAGGAAGAUCAUUAAGGAGGACCCCCGCUGCAUCAAGUUCUCCAGCAGCGAGCGGAAGAAACAGAGGGAGUUUGAAGACUACAUCAAAGACAAGUACAUCAUAGCCAAGGCUGACUUCAGGACUCUUCUGAAGGAAACCAAGUUUAUCACAUACAAGUCCAGGAAGCUGAUCCAGGAGUCUGACCAGCACCUGAAGGACAUUGAGAAGGUUCUGCAGAACGACAAACGCUACUUGGUGCUGGACUGUGUACCUGAGGAACGCCGCAAGCUCAUCAACUUCUACAUUGAGGAUCUAGAUCGGCGCGGGCCCCCGCCUCCCCCCACCGCGUCUGAACCCACUCGCCGCUCCACCAAGUGAAGACCACAAACACCCCCCCACCCCCCCCCCUUAGCAAAGACUUGUACCCCUAGCUUCUCCCCUCUCCCAAAACAAUUCAUGACGCACAUAUGAGACACCCCCCCUGAACUUUAGUUUGCCUUUAAGCCCAGUGGUACUGGCCUGUGGGAAUGUGUCCGUGAUGCAAGUAGGAUUGGCACACACUGGCCGUUGGGGGCGCCUUUUGGACGAUCCAAGGCUACUGGCGAGCUUUAGCUCUCUGCCGAGCAGGGUAUUUAUUGUGUAACCCCCGAACAUCACACAUAUCCCCCCUGGCCUCCACCACUACCAUCCCAAGCGCUAUGAAGUGAGAAGGGGAGAGUGGUGUCGAGUUCAGUGUUCCUAGGCCACGUGACGACGUGGUGGAGAUGUCAUGGAGUCAGACGUAAAUGCAUUUUGGUUUGAAUGCAUGAUUGGAAUCCGAGGAAAAUGACUGCGAGAGGGCCUUAGUCGUGUGCUUUACUCAUACACAAGCUCUCACGGUUGUGCCUGUAAUUUGUGUGUGUGUGUGCUCAGACAUUGCGACUGUAUUUUGUUUUUGUUUUUGUUUGUUUGUGUUUACUGGAAUAAAUACAAGCUCUUCUGUUGAAGUUUAUAAAA